Molecule: messenger RNA, 3329 nt
Organism: Leopardus geoffroyi (Geoffroy's cat)
Lineage: Eukaryota; Metazoa; Chordata; Mammalia; Carnivora; Felidae
Gene: VXN
Product: vexin
Exons: 6
Coding region: 471-1082 (203 amino acids)
Biological process (GO): neuron differentiation; neurogenesis
Source: RefSeq, a predicted model, not a curated record
GGGGGGGCAGGGGGGGAGCCCCUUCAUUUCUAAAAUGAAGAGAGUAAUUGCUGGUACCAAAAUUCAUGUUUCCUUUUGGGUGAAAUUCUCCAGCCAAGCUUGGCGUUAACAAGUCGGCAAUUUCACUUCAUCAUUACUUCACAAAAGACUUCCAAAAUCACUGCGGCAGACAGGCAAAAUAAAAAUGUUAAAUACAUCCUGGCUGGGAGGGGACUGAAGCCUCCACACUCAAUCAAAGGUUUACAAUAAUAGGAUUCAUAAAAAAAAAAAAAAAAAAAAAAAAAAAGACAGAUGGGAUUAGAAAAUGUUGCAGUGAAGACUCUGGAAUGAGAUGAGAUCACAGCACCAGCCUGUCUUUUGUGGACCGGCACAAUGAUCCCCGAGCCAGACUGGAUUAGGAAACCUCGCGACUAGGGGUUCAGAGAGAGGCUUCCGGUUCCCGGCACUUUGGGGGAGAGAAGGCUGAAACGAUGCAUCAGAUUUACAGCUGCAGUGAUGAAAAUAUAGAAGUUUUCACCACCGUGAUCCCUUCCAAGGUGUCCAGUCCAGCCAGAAGAAGAGUCAAAAGUUCUCAACACCUCUUGACCAAGAAUGUGGUGAUCGAGUCAGACCUCUACACUCCGAGGCCCCUGGAGCUGCUGCCACAUCGCAGCGACCGCCGCGACGGCGAGGGCCGCAGGUCGGGCAGGCUCCACGGUGCUCGGCAGCAGGGACCCCACCUUGCCAAGGCCCCAGCCAGACCCGUGGGGAUUUCAGAACCCAAAUCAUCAAAUCUGUGUGGGAAUCGAGCAUAUGGAAAAUCUUUGAUUCCUCCGGUGGCCCGGAUCUCCGUGAAAGCCCCGGCCACGCUAGAGGCAACAGCCACGGGCUCAGAGAACAGAGCUGUUCUGACAAGAGGAUCCAGACAUCUCAAGAAGAUGACAGAAGAGUAUCCAACCCUUCCCCAGGGGGCAGAAGCCUCCUUACCGCUGACAGGAAGUGCUUCCUGCGGUGUCCCUAGCAUCCUUCGGAAAAUGUGGACAAGGCACAAGAAGAAGUCUGAAUAUGUGGGAGCUACUAACAGCGCCUUUGAGGCUGACUAAAGGUGACCCUCCCUAGGUGCCCUACAUUGGCCAAAGUUCACCGUACAAGGGAAGAAAACUUCCAGAUGGGAACUGAGCCACAUUCACCUCUGCUAGUAGCUGGUCCAAACACAUCACCGCCCCUUACUAACCGAUAGCCCCGGCUUAGGAUACAGGCAAGGAACUUCCCUCGAAGGCAAAAGAAAAGUGUGCCUUCUUAGAAUCGAUAAAGCCAUUGGUCUGAAAGUGGCUUUGGGAGGUCAUGGAGUUUAUAUACCUAUCUUUAAGCAAACCACACCACAAUCAAACUUUCUCAACCCAUUUUAAAGACCUCCAAGGAAGGAAGCAGGCAAUUCUUCAGUCUUCCUUGUGAGUUGUUGUAAUGUGUGUGAUUUCUGGUAUAAAUAUAAGAGCUUGAUGUUUGAGGCACUUGUGAACACAGUGGUUCUUACUAUUCCUCUUAUCACAUUUAUUUCAUCUUGACAAAGUACAAUUUUUAAUGACAAAGCACUAUAUAUUUACUUCUACUUCUAAUAUCCAUUUGACAGUAUUGUCAAGAUUGAUAUUGAUCAUUUGGCAUGAUUGCAUGAAUUCUCUAUUCUUUUACAUGCAGUUUUUCUAUAGAAAAACAUGAUUAAAAAUUAAAUGUUGAAUGCUAAUGUUUUCUGAAGUGGCAUAGUCGAGUGAAAUUAAUAAUACCUUGCAUUGGUAUAAUGAUUUUGACUUUUAAAGUGCUUUCCCAUCCAAUAUCUCUUAUCUUCACAAAACCCCUGUUAAAGAAAGCACAAUUAAUCCCAAUCUACAGAUGGGGAAGCCAAGGCCUUAUGAAGUUAUGUGACUGGAUAUAGUUAGUGGUAUUAGAUACUAGGUCCUUAAGUCCACCAGACUCCUUGCUUUGCUUACUCUAGUAACUGAGUAAGGUUUUGAGGGACAGAAGUAUGUCUCUGGGGGCAGUGUUUGAAAGGAAAAUUUUGAUCAAGUUGGAAAAAGUGACUUAAAUGAAACACAUUAUGUAGUAGGUUGAACUAGAAGAAAUUGCCGUUUCUAUAGGUCAAAAACAAUUGAUCAUUUAUUUCAUAUGGUUCAACCUAAUAUGUAAUAUUGUGCUUUCCCUCUCUUAAUGGAAAUGUUGUCAUCCCAUCUUUAAUAUCAAUAGACUUACAAUGAUAAUGUGAUAAUGACAGCUCUCAUUUGUUAAAUGCCUACCAUGCACGAGACGUGACACUGAGCACUUUACAUACAUCCUCCCUAUCUUUCUAACAACUCUAAGUUAGAUGGCCUUAUCUAUCUACUGGAUGACAGUUUAAAGCAGUUACAUGAUUAGUCUGAAGGUGCCUGACCCAUAUGGGUGUCAGGCAUCAGUGCCUGUGCUUGUAUCCCUUUACACAGAAUAGUUCAGAACAGAGAGAAGGAUCAUGGUUAGCAAACAAUUUUCGUCUCAAAUGCUAAACACAGCUGAUGGGCAGAGGCUGCCUAGAGUGCUGUGUGGGGAGGAGUCUGAGAUGAAGGAGUGUGGUGGUCCAUUAGAAAUGCCUGCCUGUGGAGGGCAUUAGUUGCACAUGUCCUGAAUAUCUGUCAUCUGUAGCGUCAACUCUACCCCCAAAAGGCUUGUUUUCUAAUUCAGAAGCUUCAAUUAAUCCAACCCAUUUAACAAAAUCAGACACUCCAUGAUGAAAUUUAAGUCCAAGACUGGGCUGGAAACUGUCAGGUCUUGGUACAAUGAAGAAUUUGGCUGCGUUACCGGUCUCAGACUCAAUGGUUAUUCAUAGGCUACUGCUCUGUGGCCACAUGUUGCCUUUUGCUGAGUUACCUGUUUCCAUGUCUCCAGGUCAACUGUAAGGAGGCAUGGAGGAAUAAAAGCCCUGGGCUUCUGGGCUUUCACCUUGCUGAUCCCUGCCCUUCAGCCAUUGUUUUAGACUCUCAGCACCCAAUCCUCACGUUGGAACAUGACUUGAAUAUUUGGGCAUUGAGUUCUCUUUCAGUGAGGGCCUAGUCUCAAUGGACUAAUAGUCCAUCACAGUAUAGAUAAUGGGGGGGGGGGAGGGGUGGUGAUUUAUGCUGGACCUAUCAGAGUAUCUAUUCUACUAUUUAUUUUAACUUAUUUAAUUUAUAGCUGAUGUUCUCUAUUUGUAUGUGGCACCUGGAGAUUUCUGUAGGAUCUAACUUAUAAGGAACUAACUUAUUUUUAAUUUAAAUAUUUCAUGAUUAAGUGUUUGCCUGGCAUAAAACAUCCUAACUGACCAGUUCAAAUAAAAAUAAAGUAUGCUU